This is a messenger RNA of Olea europaea var. sylvestris, 2773 nucleotides long. RefSeq lists its product as uncharacterized. Bases 186 to 2297 code for a protein of 703 amino acids. The record is from RefSeq and is a predicted model, not a curated record. The transcript has 3 exons. Lineage: Eukaryota; Viridiplantae; Streptophyta; Magnoliopsida; Lamiales; Oleaceae.
UCACGCACACAAAGGUCCACUUCCCCAGCUCUCCUCCACUCUCUGAAAGAGAUCACUGGGUCCCCCAACCCCCACUCGAAUGGGCCCACGUCAACGAGGGAAGGCUUUAACAUCAAAACCCCCAAAACAUACAAGUUCAAUAAAUGGAAUAAGUCUGUAAUGGCUGGAUCUGAGCGGCAGAGACAAUGAAGAUAAAUGUAGAAAAUAUCAACACAUCCGCUCAAGUAAUCCCACUUAUCAAAGCAACUCUCAAUCCGUCGAACAAAUCAGAUCCGUCUCACAGCCUUACUUGUCGAAGCAAACCGCCUCAUUGGAAAAUCAAGGCUUCCGGCACCGGAGUUCGGUUAAGGAAGGAAGUCAGAUUACCAUCUGGGAAAAGGAACAGCCGCCCGGAGACACCUUUACUCAGAUGGAAGUUUGACGAAGAUAAGGACCCCGAUGCUUCUACUAUAGAGGAGAAAUCGUCAGCUGAAGUUCGACGGAAAAGUGACAGGAGAAUUAGGGUUAAUGGCUCGGCUAGGAAACUUGCUGCUGGACUCUGGCGGCUUCAGUUGCCGAAGUUUCAGAUUAACGGUGGCCAAAGGUUAGGUUUUCAGUCUGGAGGUGCUCGUGUUGGGAUAGUCCCUGUCGCCGUUCAUGGUCAUAUUAUUAGUAAAUCGCUUAACUCUCCUGAAAAGGAUCUGGUACAUAGUCUGCAUUCUGUGUCUGGCCAAAGAAACGGGCUUUCAUUUAAGUUUGAGCCUUCUUUUCAAUUUUCAAAUUCUGCAAUGGAGGGGGCUACAAAGUGGGAUCCUGUUGGCUGGAAGACAUUGGAUGAAAUAAAGAAGAUAUUUGGCCAGCCCAAACACUUUGACCAACAAGCAAGUGCUGCUCCAGUAAUAUCUGCACUUGAGGCAGAACUUGAGCAGGCUCGAGCUAGAAUCAAUGAACUUGAAACUGAGCGCCGGUCUUCGAAAAAGAAAGUCGAGCAUUUCUUGAGGAAACUCAGCGAGGAAAGGGCUACAUGGCGUAGCCGAGAACAUGAGAAAAUUCGUGCAAUUAUAGAUGCCAUAAAAGCUGACUUGAGCAGAGAGAAGAAAAACCGUCAAAGGCUGGAAAUAGUGAAUUCUAAGUUGCUCGAUGAGUUAGCUGAUGCCAAGUUAUCAGCUAAGCGCUAUGUGCAUGAUUAUGAGAAAGAGAGAAAGGCCAGAGAGUUGAUAGAGGAAGUCUGUGAUGAACUAGCCAAGGAAAUUGGAGAGGACAAAGCUGAAGUUGAAGCACUGAGAAGAGAAUCUAUGAAAUUCCAAGAGGAGGUGGAAGAAGAGAGGAAGAUGUUGCAGAUGGCCGAGGUCUGGCGUGAAGAACGAGUCCAGAUGAAGCUAGUUGAUGCAAAGGUGAUGCUCGAAGAGAAGUAUUCUCAGAUGAACAUGCUAAUAGCAGGACUGGAAUCGUUCCUAAAUUCUCAAAGUGCAAACCCAAACGCAGAGGAGAUGAAGAAGGCAGAGUUCCUUCGACAGGCUGCUGCCUCUGUGAAUAUACAAGACAUUCGGGAUCUCACUUAUGAACCCCCAAAUCUAGACGACAUGUUUUCUGUCUUUGAAGAUGUUAAUUUUAGCGAACCUAAUGAGAGGGAGAUCGAACCAUGUGUUCCGUACAGUUCAGCUAGCCACACCUCCAAGAUUCAUACAGUGAGUCCUGAAGUGAAUAUGUUCAAUAAAAAUAAUAAUGUGAAUAGACAUUCUAAUGCAUAUCUCGACCAGAGUGGUGAAUUAGAAGAAGACACAAGUGAAUGGGAAACGGUGAGCCGUCUUGAAGAUCAGGGUUCUAGUUAUUCCCCCGAUGGAAGUGAUCCCUCGAUCAAUAAAAAUUUUCGACCAAGUAAUGUUUUAAGAAGUGAAAAUGAGGGCGAGGAAACACCAAUCACUGAAAUUAGUGAAGUCUGCUUUAUGCCCGCACGGCAUCCGAAAAAGGUAUCUUCCAUAUCUAGGCUCUGGAGAUCAUGCCCGAAUAAUGGUGGUGACAAUUACAAGAUCAUUUCAGUUGAGGGAAUAAAUGGAAGGCUUUCAAACGGCAGGCUUUCUAAUGGGGCUACCAUGUCUUCAGAUUGUGGUUCGGUUAAAGAUGGGCUUAAUUCUCAGGAUUUGGUUGGACAAUGGAGCUCACCUGAAUCGGGGAACCCACAUAUAAUGCGAAGGAUGAAAGGGUGCAUUGAAUGGCCACAUAGCGCUCAGAAGAGUAGUUUGAAAGCAAAACUUUUGGAGGCGAGGAUGGAAAGUCAAAAAAUCCAGUUGCGCCAGGUCUUAAAGCAGAGGAUUUAAAAACAAAACAGCAAAUAUUGCACGCCUAGAGCCUGCGCAGCAGACUGACCAGCAAGCCAGGUUUCAAUCUCCAAACAUGAAAACGCUCCUAUUCUUCUUGCCAAACUACUUAUAUCUUGUGAAAAGCCCUUGAAUAGAUGCAGACGAUAAAUGUUGUGGAAUUGUGUUUUCUGGUUCUCCGUUCCUUCUUGUAACCAGGAUUGAGAAAGUUGCCGUUCCACAAUUUAAACAGAUCCAAAACAUGAUUGAGCGGAUAGGAAAAUCGACGUCAAGCUUUAUUUUUAUGCAUUCAGAUAAUUUAGCUUCCAUUUAUAGAUGAUCAGCUUAGUGUACUAUUUGUAAUUCCCUGUUUUACGGGUUAAUUAUCGGUGUCUCUGCUUCUGUGUAUUGUAGUCCUAAUUGCUCUUGAUUAUUUUAUUUUUCACAAAGAGAGUGAAAGUAAAGGAAGCUGGCCCGAUGGAGAACUGCAUUAUAAA